Molecule: messenger RNA, 4313 nt
Organism: Drosophila mojavensis
Lineage: Eukaryota; Metazoa; Arthropoda; Insecta; Diptera; Drosophilidae
Gene: Vps8
Product: vacuolar protein sorting-associated protein 8 homolog
Exons: 4
Coding region: 134-3838 (1234 amino acids)
Biological process (GO): vesicle-mediated transport; endosomal vesicle fusion; protein targeting to vacuole
Cellular component (GO): late endosome; HOPS complex
Molecular function (GO): protein binding
Source: RefSeq, a predicted model, not a curated record
GCUAAUUCAGUAAAUAUCGAUAAGAUGGUGGGCGUACAGACGUUCAUUGAUAAAAAUUAAGAUUAUAAUUAUAGAUUGUUAAUAUAAUAUUGACAAAUUUAAAGUAAAAAGCGAGAGAGUACCGUGUGUAGACAUGGCUCAGUUGAAGGCGCCUUCGCUGCAAUCGCUGCUCGAAUCAGAUCGCGGCUCCACAGACAGUUUGCAGCUAGAUUUAGAGUUCGAAGGCCUGGACGAUGUUGAGUUUGCCAUACCACCCACCGAUGUGCUGCCGACUCUCGAAACGGUGCUCAGCGAAUUCGAGGCGGACUCCGACGUGGCGUCCGAGCUUGGAAUGCCGGUGCCGAGGGCAACGCCAACGCCCUCGAUAGGCGAGGAUUGCGGUGUGCGCGGUGAUGGACGUGGCGGCAGUAGUUCCGGCUCUAUAAUGCGUUACACCCUACUCCAUGGCAUCUCCGCCCAACUGAACUCGGCCGCCGAACGCGUCAAUGCUGGAGCGGCGAGCGCCUGUGCCGUUGCAGCUUACAUAGCCGUGGGAACCUCGCACGGCCACAUACUCAACUUUGAUGUAACGCAAACGCUACGCUGGGCUCACCAAGACAAGCAUAGCCAAGGUGCCGUUUCGACUAUGGCCUUCAAUGCGGACUCCACACGCCUUCUGGCGGGAUUCGCUCGUGGCUUGGUCACCAUGCUGGACACCCAAACGGGCGAUGUGCUGCGUGAGCUGUUCGAUGUGAUAACGCCCAACAGUGGAGUGUUGCACGUCAAGUGGACAUCACGUACCUCACUGGCUCUCUGCGCCGAUGCUGGCGGCUCUGUGUGGUCGCUGAGCUUUACUCGCAAACUGGGAAUCAGGGGCUGCAGCUCACGCUGUUUGUUCUCAGGCGCCCGCGGCGAAGUGUGUGCCGUGGAGCCGCUCAUCAUGGACGCUCAUGGACGUCAUGAACUGGACCAGUACUGCAUUGUGGCCUUGGCCACGCUCUCGAAAUACUUUAUAGUCACAGUGCGUCCACGUCUGCGUGUCAUCAAGUUCCAUGCGCUGCAAGGCCCCGCAGAUUGCUUGCCUCUGCUGGCGUGGCAUAUGGUGCUUAUCCAAGCGGCGGACACCACUCGCUCCGUGGAUCCCGUCAUUGUCGUUGGCCGUGGCAAUCAGCUCUUCUUUCACCAGCUCUUUGUGGCCAAUGGACGCAUCACUUUGCUAUAUCUGCGUCAUGUCCAGCUGCACAGCAGCCUCCUAUCCGCCCACUGGCUGGGUCCGAAGUGUGUUGCAUCGCUAGACACCUCGGAGAUAUUACAUUUGGUGGAUGUACGCUCUAGUCGAGAGCUGGAGUGCAUGGAUAUGGCCAAUGCUGGUCUAGUCUAUGGCUCGGCGCAAUUUAAGGGUCUGGCCACGGGCGGCAAUGUCUCACCCGCCUUCGCCUUGGCCGGCACCAAUGCCUGCUACAACUCCGUAGUCUCCCGAGGCACACAGCUCUAUGUGCUCGGCGCGCGCUCACUGCAUAUCAUUGGAGUGCGGACCUGGUCGGAGCGCAUUAGUUAUUUGGUGAAGAACCAUCGCUGGCAGGAGGCCUGUCAGCUCGCCUUGGAUGGCUACGUCGCCUCUGCGGAGCGUCCACGCAAACGUGCCCAGGCCAAGGAGCGCAUCAUAAUGCUGUUCAAGGAGUACAUAGCCAAUUCAGCGCGUGCGCCCGAUUACUGUCUGGGCGCCAUUGUGAAUUGUCUGAUAACCAUUGGCGAACUGGAUCUGUUGUGGACGCAGCUCUGGGAGCGGCUGCACAACAACACGGAGCUCUUCUUGCAGCACAUCUCUGAGCACAUUGAGCAGGAGACCAUACACAGCGUUAAUCCGGUCAUAUCGCAGGCUCUUGUGGACUACUGGCUGCAGCAAUCGCCUGCCAAGCUGGAGCAGCUGAUCCUCAAGCUGGAUUGGAUGUGCUUGGACUUGAACCAGGUGCUGAAGGCAGUCAAGAAGCAUCAGCUAUAUCGGGCGCAGCUCUAUCUGAAUGCUUGCGCCUUGAAUGAUUACACCACGGCGUUGACAGAGCUGUUGCCGCCACUGCGGGCGGAUCAAACGGAUCUGGGCAACUGUCUGCUGGUUUACAUAUCCAGCUGCUUGGCCGGACGACGCUUUCCAAGCGGCGAUAUACCCGAGGACCAGGUGCAGCAGGUCAAGCAUGAUGUAUUGCGCUGCCUCACCUCCCAGCACUCGAGUUCCAGCCCCGUCGAUGAGCUGCCCUAUCCAUAUCUGCGCGCUCUACUCAAAUUCGAUACUCGCGAAACCCUAAAUGUCAUCUCGUUGGCUUUCCAGGAGCGCGAGUUCAGCAACGAGCUGGGCUACUCCCAUCGCAAGCGCAUCAUAUAUCUGCUGCUCGAAAUCAUGACGCCCGAGAAUGCAACGUGGGCGGAGAUUGGCUGCUUGCUGAACUUUAUUGCUCAGCAGAUAUCGACGCAGUGCCUGCCGCGAGAUAAGCAGCUGCUGGAGCGUGUGCUCAGCUACCUGGCACAGGAGAGCAUUGCCAACGAGAGCACGCGCCAGCAUUCGGAACGAGAGAGCGCCUGGCACGAGCUGCUCACCAGCAAUUGCCUUGCUGACAUCAGCAGCGACGAGGAACAGCUGAAAUUGGCACAGAGAGCACGCUGCUACUAUGUGGUAGAGUAUUUGCUGGAGAAGCUGCAGCGCUAUGACAACAUGCUCGAUUGCCUCAUACACAAUCCGACGCGGCAUGAAACGAUGUUCGCCUACAUGGAACGUCAUGUGAACAACAGCGAGCGCAGGAUCUAUGCACAGCUGCGCGAGCAUCUGGGAGAACUACUGGAGAUUAAUGCUACGGAGACGACGCGCAUCAUUGCAUUGCACUAUCCGGGCAAGAUUAGUGAACUGGUGGAGCUGCUUCAUGGAAAGAAGCCGCUGCUUUUUCGCCUACUGCAGUGCCUCAAUGAGAGGCACUGCGAAUUGCAGCCAAUUCAAAUGGAGCUGCUACUCGAGCUAUACUGUAAUUUGGAACAGCCUGAUGAAGUGCUCGAAUUCUUGAAGAAUAGCGCAGGAUAUCGCCUAAAUAAAGCCGUGGACAUUGUGGAGCGACAUCAGCUGAAGCGAGCCGUCAUCUACCUGUAUGAGCAGCAGGAGUGCUAUGCGAAAGCCUUUGACCUGUCCAUGGAACUGUUGCGCGCAGCCGAUGUGAAUGCAGCUGAGAAGGAAGCUAAGGAGAUUGCAGAACUCUUGGCACGCGCUGCCCCGACGUUGCCUGAGAAGGAGCUGGAGCGCUGCUGGUUUACCCUGCUGCAGUAUAUUCUGCCACAGCAGGAGCUGCAGUCGAUCACCAAGUCCAUGCUGCACGAGGCUUCGCAGCACAUUGAUCUGCACAAUCUGGUGCAGCUCAUCAUGAACACCCACAAUGUGUCCAGCAGCUUUGGCGACAUCAAGGAUCUGCUGAUGAGCAUGCUGAUUAGUUCGCGCCAGGAGACGGAGGCGCUGCGCCUUGCCGCCGAUAAGCUCUGCCAGAAUCUGCACACAGAGUUCGCCGAGCAGCGGCAUCUGGCACGUCGUGGUCUCUGGGUAACCAGCAUGCGCUGCCUCAUCUGCCGCCAGCGUUUAUACGAUCAGACGCCGGUUCUCGUGCUGGGUCCAUGUGGGCAUGCGUUCCACGAACGGUGUUGGAGCGAGACAACAGCGUUGCAGAAAUGUCCACGCUGUGAAGAACCGCUGCCCUUCGAACCGGAUGAUGCACAGCAGCUGUCAAUUGUUCGCUUGCCAUGCCCCAGCCAGCAUUUACUAAAGAGCUCCAACACCAUGGAACUGGGCUCGCUGCAGCUGAAGGCGCCACCCAGGCGCUUCUGCUAGAGAUAAUAAUAAUGCAAUAAUGCACGCAUGUAAAUUCCUAAUAUUUUUAUGUACGUAUAUUCCAUAUUUAUAUAUUGCCAUUGUAUGUAAUUAUCGUGUUUGUGUAAGUGUAAAUGCAACGUCAAGUAUUAUGUGUAAUCAUCCCGAAAGGUGCGACUGUUCCAGAUGAUAUGUGUAUAGCCUAGCAUUGCUAAUUCUUUAAUGCUAAACACUUUGUCAACAAUUCAGUCUAGAAUAGACAAAUGUUAAAUAGUAAAAACUUGAUAAAAGAUGUCACAUGUUUAUAUUUAUGCACAUUCGAAAAUAUAUAUAUAUAUACAUAUAUAUGUACACUAUAUAUUUAUUUCUAUAUAAAUCGUAUUCAUGUUAUAUGUUCAUUUGUUUAUUAUAAUAAGCUUAAGCUAUUUGUAGACUCAAGUGUGAACACCCCAAUUAUUAGCUAAAUCACAAAAUAAACUGAACAAAUCCUAGUAAA